CGCCGCCGGGCCCGGAUGGUACCGCGGUACCAGGAGUGGAUUUUAGACACGAUCGAUUCGUUGCGGUCCCGGAAAGCGCGUCCCGACCUGGAGCGGAUCUGCCGGAUGGUCCGGCGGCGACACGGCCCCGAGCCCGAGCGGACGCGGGCCGAGCUGGAGAAGCUCAUCCAGCAACGGGCCGUGCUCCGCGUCAGCUACAAGGGCAGCAUCUCGUACCGCAACGCCGCUCGCGUGCAGCCGCCCCGCCGCCCCCCCGCGCCCCCCCCGGCGCCCCCCAGCCCGCCGCCGCCGCCGCCCCCCCCGCGCCGCGCCGAGCCGCCCGUCAGCCUCCGCGAUGCCGCCCGGGGUCGGCGGUCCCGGUGGAUGGGGGGGGGCGCGGGGGGGUCGGCAGGCUCCGGAUCCGCUCCGGGAGGCGGCGGCGGGAGCGGCGGAGGGCGGCUGGAGCGGACCCGGCUCGCCACCAUCGCCGUGGCCCGCGCCGAGCGAGGCCGAGGGGCCGCGGGAAGGGCCCGAAAGCCCCCCUGCAGCAGCACGGAAGCCUCGGCAAGAGAGGAGGAGGAGGAGGAGGAUGAUGAAGAGGAAGAUGGGACAGGCUCGGAGGCUUCAGAAGAUGGGGGGACCCCCCGGCAAGUGAACGGCGAGGGACGUGGGGGACCCCUCCUUCGCCCCCCUGGGCAGCCUCCCCCCGAGCGGCCCCCCCAGCCCAAGGCCUGUUCCCCGGGGGAGAGCGCUUGUCAUCACCUGGCCCCCCUCAAAAAGGAGGGAGCCUUCGGGCAGCCCGACAGAGCAGUGUCCCCGGCCCUGGCCGGGGCCGAGCCCUCGGUGCCACUGUCCCCGGGGCGACCGGGACCCCCAGCUGACGGCCCCCCCCUGGGCUGCACCCCAUCCCGGCGGGACAAGGCCCCUGACCCGGUGACGUGGUCAGUGCGGGACGUGGUGGAUUAUUUCACGGAGGCCGGUUUCCCCGAGCAGGCUGGAGCCUUCCAGGAGCAGGAGAUCGACGGCAAGGCGCUGCUGCUGAUGCGCCGCCGCGCGGACGUGCUGACACCGGCCUCCUCCAUCCGCCUCGGCCCCGCGCUGAAGAUCUACGAGCACCAUGUCAAACUGCUGCAGCGCAGCCGACUUCCGUGGUCUCUGUCUCUCUCCUAG
This is a messenger RNA of Colius striatus (speckled mousebird), 1149 nucleotides long. Its product is annotated as atherin-like. Gene Ontology annotation, molecular function: protein binding; DNA binding. NCBI's taxonomy places the organism in Eukaryota, Metazoa, Chordata, Aves, Coliiformes, Coliidae. The record is from RefSeq and is a predicted model, not a curated record.